Molecule: messenger RNA, 2511 nt
Organism: Physcomitrium patens
Lineage: Eukaryota; Viridiplantae; Streptophyta; Bryopsida; Funariales; Funariaceae
Product: aldehyde oxidase GLOX
Source: RefSeq, a predicted model, not a curated record
AUCGCUUCACCUCGUCAAUCUUACGUCUAUGUUCCAACUGAUAGUCUCCAGUUGCAACUGCGUCUUAGAGACAUCAGCUUGCUUGCUUCGGUUGUGUGUUAGUCUAGUUCUAGACUGCUUCUAAGUUACACCGUGUAGUUUCCUGGUUUGUUUACAUAUUUAUUUUCGAAACUUAUCCGUUUUUGAUAUUAAAUAUCAUUGAGAUCGGUGAUAUCUGGUGAAUCUAGAGUGGGACAGGAACAUGGGAUCGUGGACUGCCACUCUUGUGGUGUUCGUCCUGUUGCAGUGUCUGAUAUCCUUUGAACCAGUUGCUGCUCAAGGCUCUUGGGCAUUAUUGAAUAAAAAUGCAGGUAUUUCCUCCAUGCAUACCAUGGUCACUCACUAUGGCACGGCGAUCAUGCUCGAUCGGACCAACAUUGGACCUUCGGCAAUCAAGCUUCCUGGCGGUCGGUGCCGCAAGCAGCCUGCGGAGCGUAUUUCUAAGACGGAUUGCUACGCGCACUCCGUGAUGUUCAACCCUUCCAACACAGUCCGCCCCUUGUACAUAUACACAGAUACAUGGUGUUCGUCUGGUCAGUUCUUUGCCUCUGGAAUGAUGGUGCAGACUGGUGGCGAUUUUGAGGGGAACAGGAAGAUCAGGACACUGAUGCCUUGUCCGCCAUCUGGAAAUUGCGACUGGACUGAGUUGGGGGAAAACCUGGCAACGGGGCGGUGGUACGCUUCCAACCAGCUCCUUCCCACUGGCCUGCGACAGAUCAUCGUGGGAGGACGUAACACCCCAUCUUAUGAGUUCUACCCGAAGAGGAAAGUUGGAGAGAAAUUUUUUAAUCUGGGCGUGCUUGGAGGCUACGACAACUUGUACCCCUUUGUGUACCUUCUGCCGAAUGGAGACUUGUUCAUUUUUGCCAACAGGGACUCUGUGCAGCUCAAUUGGAACAAUGGCAGAGUUGUGAGAGCCUAUCCUCAGAUUCCCGGAAACCCCCGUAACUACCCUUCGGCUGGGUCCGCUGCCCUGCUCCCGCUCGUAUGGCAGAACAAUUUUGGGCAAGCAGAGAUCAUGGUGUGCGGAGGUGCAGCUACUGGCGCCUCUAGGACCGGGAACGCAAAUGCCCCCGCUUCCGCCAGCUGCGGAAGGAUUGUUGCCACUGCAGGGGCUCCGAAGUGGGCGAUGCAGAACAUGCCGAUCCGGCGCACAAUGGGAGACAUGAUCAAUUUGCCAACUGGAGAUGUUUUGAUCAUUAAUGGUGCUCUGAAUGGAUACCAGGGAUGGGGAAAAGCCAACAACCCCGCUUUGAACCCAGUUAACUACAAUGUCGCUAGGAAGACGUUCCAAGUUUAUGCCAAAACAAACAUUCCUCGCAUGUAUCACUCCACAGCCAACUUGCUUCCCGACGGAAGGAUCCUCGUUGCUGGAAGCAACACUCACCAGUUCUAUACAUACAGAGGAGCAUACCCUACUGAACUGCGAGUGGAGGCCUUUUCUCCACCCUACCUGGCCGGCGGGAACGGCGCUGUGAAACCAGCCAUCAAAGCGUACCCGAAAGCGCUCAAAUACAAGCAGAACUUCGUUAUCACUUUUGGAAUAGGCCGAAGGGUGGGCGGAGUAGAGGUUAACAUGUUGAGUGCACCGUUUGUGACUCACUCCUUUGCUCAGGGUCAAAGGCUGAUGAAGCUGAAGACUGCAGCACCUGUGAAGGCAGGUGCAAACUGGUCUGUUGGGGUUACUGCCGUUCCUGGGAAUACCAUCGCUCCUCCGGCAUGGUACAUGUUCUUCGUGGUCCAGAAUGGUGUUCCAUCCAAGGCUGUCUGGAUUAAGCAAAAUAACUAGUGUCAUACACAAAGCCUUAAGAUCUUAAGUCGUUAAAAGUCGAUUUGUUGUUGACAGAGUGCCAACAGUGUAGAGAGGUCAUAGUGAAUGUCCAUGGUGGGAGGUAGUCGUUUUUAAUAUACCUGGAACCUAAUAACACGACUUGGUUAUUGUUAAAAACCUGCGUAGUCUCUUUGGAAUAAGCUUCUCCAGGUUCAUGAGGCGGAUCUGGACCCUAAACCACAGGAGGUAAAUCCAAUUUAUAGAGUAGUAAAUAACGGAGCCUGUGUACAUUCACGAGUAGUGGUGUUUAGUUGUAGUGUUCAUAAAUAAUUCAUUUCAACGUCAGAUGAUGGACGAAGUUGAGUCUUAGUUCGAUAGCCAAAUCUUAGUAGACACGAUUUGUCACCCCAUUCAUAUAUUCUCCUUGCAGAAACGAUUUUAGUUUAGAUGUCAAAUAAAGUGGUCGAGACAUAGUCUUCAGAGCGCACAAAGCGUUGUACAUUCCCACUCAACAGGUGCGAGGUUUUCUACAGUAACCAUUGGUUUUAGUCCUUACGGAAGCGGUUGUGCUUAUAUUGGCAGUUACUGAAGAUUGUAGCUAGUUCGAAUCCUUUACUACUGAACUGGAAAUAAUGACAUUCUCGAUCAUAAUAAAAGUUCUCGUCUACACCACCUGAAUCACAAAUCAAGUGGGUUUCCAA